Kogia breviceps (pygmy sperm whale) is the source of this 722-nucleotide messenger RNA. RefSeq names its product ribosomal protein L11 (gene RPL11). Gene Ontology annotation, cellular component: ribosome; cytosolic large ribosomal subunit. Gene Ontology annotation, molecular function: structural constituent of ribosome; RNA binding. Gene Ontology annotation, biological process: translation. NCBI's taxonomy places the organism in Eukaryota, Metazoa, Chordata, Mammalia, Artiodactyla, Physeteridae. The record is from RefSeq and is a predicted model, not a curated record.
GAAGCCGACUCUACGAGGCUCUAGACGCGCCUCUCUUCCUCUCCCUCAUCUCUCUGGUUAGACUGGGAAAAGGGUCCGCCUCCUGGCCCAUAAGGCCCUGGCUCAGAAGUCUCAUUUUCUCUUCCUGUUUCCCGUCAUGGCGCAGGAUCAAGGGGAGAAGGAGAACCCCAUGCGGGAACUUCGCAUCCGCAAGCUCUGCCUCAACAUCUGCGUGGGGGAGAGUGGAGACAGGCUGACCCGGGCAGCCAAGGUGCUGGAGCAGCUCACAGGCCAGACCCCUGUGUUCUCCAAAGCUAGAUACACCGUCAGAUCCUUUGGCAUCAGAAGAAAUGAAAAAAUUGCUGUCCAUUGCACAGUCCGUGGGGCCAAGGCAGAAGAAAUCCUGGAGAAAGGUCUGAAGGUGCGAGAGUAUGAGUUAAGAAAAAAUAACUUCUCAGAUACUGGAAACUUUGGCUUUGGGAUCCAAGAACACAUCGAUCUGGGGAUCAAAUAUGACCCAAGCAUUGGUAUCUACGGCCUGGACUUCUAUGUGGUGCUGGGUAGGCCAGGUUUCAGCAUCGCAGACAAGAAGCGCAGGACAGGCUGCAUUGGGGCCAAACACAGAAUCAGCAAAGAGGAGGCCAUGCGCUGGUUCCAGCAGAAGUAUGAUGGGAUCAUCCUUCCUGGCAAAUAAAUUCCCGUUUCUAUCCAAAAGGCUAAUAAAAAGUUUUCAGUGAAAUGUA